CGCUGUAUUGGAUUAGGCUACUGAUCUGCGACCUUUGCCUCGUCUCAAUCUGAAUCUUUGUCAAAAAGACUGCGAACACCUGGUGCCGAGCUUCGGGAUCAGCGACGAUGCUUCCAGGCGCGGGAUUCGCUGCGUUUCUCGCGUCUCUGAGCGCCAUCCCCCUCUCUCACCUACUGAACAGCUUGUCGGCCAUGGAAAGUCCUGUGGUGGUCUUUGCUGCUGGUGCUGGCGUUCUCCUGGGUCUGCUGCUCGUGCUGUACCUUCUGGUUGGAAGAAGUCACCCCAAGGACCCCCUGUUUUAUGUUUUUGCUGUGUUCUCGUUCACAAGUGUCAUCGAUUUAGUUAUCUCCCUGGAACAGGAUGGUUACAUCAAAGGAUUCAUGGCAUUUUACUUGAAAGAGGGGGAGCCCUAUCUCUGCAGUGCCUAUGGAAUUCUGAUCUGCUACUGGGAUGGCACAGUCCAUUACGUGCUCUACCUGACCAUGAUAGCUGCAAUUACACUUGGGAGGAACUACAGAACUAUCGGGCUGUACUGGCUGGGCUCCCUGGUGAUGAGUCUCAUCACCCUCUUACUUGGAACUUCGGUGGGUAAAUUUGGAAGUGAAAUUCGUCCUGCCUUCCUGUUGAAUAUACCAUAUGUGCUGAUCCCACUUUGGGCUGGAAAGAAAAUUUUGGGAAGCUCCAGAUCAUUGUCACAGACAACAGCCGAUCAGGCUAUCACAGAACAGAGGAAGUGGUUGUACCGACGGCCUCUGGACUUUUGCCUUGUGCUUUACCUGUUGUUUGCCAUUCUUUACACACUGCUCAGGGGCUUCGUCACUCUCGACUGUUCCUUUGAUUUCUGUGACACUUACAAAUAUGAACAGGAGCCCUACCUGUUGGAUCCAGUGAUGUAUCCCAAGAUCCAGAUGCUGGUUAAUGUGUUCUAUCUCUUGCCCUUCUUUGGCCUGGCCCUGUAUGGCCUGAUUGUGCCUGGCUGUAUGUGGAUGCUUGAUCUGACUGUGAUAUUUGCUGGAGCCAUAGCCCAGGCUCAGUUUUCCCACAUUGGGGCAUCUUUACACCCACGCACUUCCUUCACGUACCGGGUCCCAGACAACGCUGUAUCCUCGUUCCUCUAUGCUAACGUCUUCUUUGCUGUUGGUGCUCAGCUCCUGGCUUUUCGCUGUGCUGUUUUCUCCGGCUUCUUUCUCAAAGGUGUGCCCAAAAAUAAUGAGGAAAUGGAGAAGAAAGUAAACUAAGAGCCUGGCCUAACUGUAACACAGGCGGAGGGCUAGUAUUAAAAUGAUUUAAAUGGAACAUCACACCUGGCUCAGUGGGUAGCUCCCUCUUUCCAUCCCCCAGAGUCAGAGCUUAUAGGUUCCUUUUGUUUUACUUGUUUACUGGCACUAGCAUUUAUUGUCCAUCCCUAAUUGCCAGGAAUUGAGGAGGCAGUUAGGAGUCAUUGUAUUGGUGGGUCACAUAUAGGACAGACCGGGUAAAGGCAAAGUCCCACUCACAAUUUGGGCCUAUAAUUCAGGCUGACACCCCCACUGCACUGUUGUAGGUACUGUUUUUUGCUUGAGGCACUUAAGACAAGGCCUUGGCAGCUCCCUCAGGUGGACCAGCAAGAUCCUGCAAUUGCUUUGAAGAACAGGGUAAAUCUCCCAAGUUUCCUGGAAAAUAUUUCUGUCAAUAUCAAAGCAAAUUAUCAUUGAUCACCAUCACAUUGCUGUUUGUGGGAACUUGCUAUGCACAAAUAAUUCACCAAAAUUACAAUUACAAAUACAUAAAAUAUUCCAGUUGCUGUAAAGGGUUUUGUGGUGUUGGUGAAUUGCUAUAGGAAUUGAAUAAGUAGUUCAAGGAAAAGAAAUUGCAGGGUAACAGAAGCCAGACUAACUGGAUUAUUCCUACAAACUGUCAGCAUGGGGUUAAUGGGGCUAAGUUGCCUCCUUAGUGCUAUAACAAUUCUUUGAUUCAAAGUUUGCUCUAGAAAUCAACUUGUCUUUAUUGUAUAUACUGUGUGUUUGAAAAAUGUUUUUUUAAUAAGAUCUUCUUAAUUUUUUA
Messenger RNA from Pristis pectinata (smalltooth sawfish), 2043 nucleotides. RefSeq names its product transmembrane 6 superfamily member 2-like. Gene Ontology annotation, cellular component: endoplasmic reticulum-Golgi intermediate compartment membrane; endoplasmic reticulum membrane. Gene Ontology annotation, biological process: regulation of lipid metabolic process; lipid homeostasis. Lineage: Eukaryota; Metazoa; Chordata; Chondrichthyes; Rhinopristiformes; Pristidae. The coding region runs from base 108 to 1238 and encodes 376 amino acids. The transcript is spliced from 10 exons. The record is from RefSeq and is a predicted model, not a curated record.